AUGGCUAUGGAAGGGGGAAAAGAAGAGGGGGGCAAGGGUGUCUUGGGACGCUCAGAGUGGGGCAAAGUCACGCUGGGAUCGGUUUGUGUGCCGUCGUCAAAGAAAGGCUCCGCUCUUGGCGGUACCGUUACAUUGUACUUUAUGUAUGAACCCACAAAAUACACCCUCUCCUCCUUGUCGGGUGAGGAGGGAUGCAGUCUCACAAAGGUCCUGUCCUGUCCUGUCCUACCAACCUAUGGCUGCAAGAGGUGUCCACAAUGUUCCACCGAUCUCUCCCAUCCCGUGGAGCCGGGAUACACUGGCCUGUCCCUGUCGCUCGGCUGCCAGCCCUGGCUCCUACAUAGUACCAUAAUACAAACCCGGAAGAAGUACCACGAGCAAAACAACAAGAGUUUCUUCAACGUGUGGCUGAACUGGUGA
This is a messenger RNA of Cryphonectria parasitica EP155, 420 nucleotides long. RefSeq lists its product as uncharacterized. The transcript is spliced from 4 exons. The record is from RefSeq and is a predicted model, not a curated record. Bases 1 to 420 code for a protein of 139 amino acids. Lineage: Eukaryota; Fungi; Ascomycota; Sordariomycetes; Diaporthales; Cryphonectriaceae.